GUAUUUAAAUUUUCAGGGAGGUGAUAAGAUCAAAACAUUGAAGUGAAAUCGAAAAGGUGUCGUAGAAUUUUGUGUUCCCCGCCGGCAACAGCACCGCCUUCCGCCCACAUGCCAUGAUGCCAUAGCCACUCAACCUAAACUUUAACAUUCAUUCUUACAAACACGAAACCCCCAAUGCUAAUAGCUUCGUCUUUAACAUAUUUCUCGUACAAAUUUCCUUAGUUUUGGUCUCUGUUGCCGUUCCUAUUACUUUGUCAUGAUGACCACAAUUGCGCUUAUUCGCAACCGCGCCAUGAAAUCCAUUCGCAGGAUUCUCACCAGUUCUCGGAACUCAUCGCCUUUUCUGUCCACACCUGCAAAUUAUGGUCAUGCUCCUUCAAUUGCUAGCAAUUCGCCGAAACCUCGUUUCAAUCAACACCACCCUUUGCAAACGCAUCGCAUAAAGGGUAUUGCACAGGAAAUUUUUGGCUUGCCCUCUUCGAAUUUCGCCCCUUUAUCAAUGCCCUUUAUUUUAAUCACGUCCAACAGGGACGUAUCUACCUUCAAGGUUCGAAAUUGCUCAACCUCUGUGGAGAACCGUGGCCAUGACAACAAUUUUGAGAGGAUUUACGUACAGGGUGGCAUGAAUAACGUGAAACCGUUGGUGGUGGAAAGUUCUCAUGAGGAUGUUACAGAUGAGAGAAAUUUAAGUGGUGAAGUGAAUGUGAGUGUGGGGAAGAGUAAAUGGGAGGAGUCAGAGGUGGAAAAGGAAGCAUGGAAGUUGUUGCAGGGAGCCGUUGUGACUUAUUGUGGCAACCCUGUGGGGACUGUGGCUGCAAAUGAUCCUGGGGACAAGCUACCCUUGAAUUAUGAUCAGGUCUUUCUUAGGGAUUUUAUCCCGUCAGCACUUGCUUUCUUGCUUAGAGGAGAAAGUGAGAUUGUCAAGAACUUUCUUCUUCACACUUUGCAGUUGCAGAGUUGGGAGAAAACUGUGGACUGCUACAGUCCAGGGCAGGGCUUGAUGCCUGCAAGUUUCAAAGUUAGAACUGUAGCUCUGGACGAAGAUAAACGUGAAGAAGUUUUAGAUCCUGAUUUUGGGGAAUCAGCUAUUGGUCGCGUUGCACCUGUAGAUUCAGGAUUGUGGUGGAUCAUACUCUUGCGGGCUUACGGGAAGCUCACAGGAGAUUGCAGCUUGCAAGAAAGGGCCGAUGUUCAAACAGGCUUAAAAAUGAUCCUUAACUUGUGUUUAACAGAUGGUUUCGAUAUGUUUCCUUCUCUGCUAGUCACUGAUGGUUCUUGCAUGAUAGACAGGAGGAUGGGGAUUCAUGGACACCCUCUUGAGAUCCAAGCAUUAUUUUACUCAGCUCUUCGCUGCUCACGUGAGAUGCUUGUUGUAACUGAGGGAACUGAUCAUCUUAUUAGAGCUAUUAACAACCGACUCAGCGCUCUGUCAUUCCACAUUAGAGAAUACUAUUGGGUGGACAUGAAAAAGAUGAAUGAAAUAUACAGGUAUAAAACAGAAGAGUACUCCAUGGAUGCCAUCAAUAAAUUCAACAUCUAUCCAGAGCAAAUUCCACUGUGGUUAAUGGAUUGGAUUCCAGAAGAAGGUGGAUAUCUGAUUGGGAAUUUGCAGCCAGCUCACAUGGACUUCAGGUUUUUCACGCUUGGAAAUCUUUGGUCCAUUGUAUCGUCAUUGGGCACCCCAAGACAGAACCAGGCUACUUUAAAUCUGAUAGAAGCAAAAUGGGAUGAUCUUGUGGGUCAUAUGCCUCUUAAGAUAUGUUAUCCUGCCUUGGAUAACGAAGAGUGGCGCAUAACUACUGGCUCAGACCCAAAGAAUACCCCUUGGUCAUAUCACAACGGUGGAUCUUGGCCAACCCUUCUGUGGCAGUUCACGCUGGCAUGCAUCAAAAUGGGGAGAACUGAACUUGCCCAGAAAGCAGUUGCUUUGGCUGAGAAAAGACUGCCAGUUGAUUCUUGGCCUGAGUACUAUGAUACACGCACUGGAAAAUUUAUUGGAAAACAAGCCCGGAUGUAUCAAACAUGGACCAUAGCUGGUUUCCUUACAUCCAAGAUGCUUUUGAAAGAUCCGGAGACGGCAUCCAGGUUAUUCUGGGAGGAGGAUUAUGAGCUUCUAGACAUAUGUGUUUGUGGACUUAGCAAGAAUGGCAGGAAAAGGUGUUCCCGUGGUGCUGCCAGGUCUCAGAUUCUUGUAUGAUGAAUACCUAGUGUAGUGUGAAAUUCAUAGAGUUCAGGGGAUCAUUGGUAUAUGCUUAUAGUAAAAGUUACAUAGGAAGGUUAACAUAUUCUGCCUUGCUAUAAUUAUGGUUAAGAAGGCGUUCCUUUAUACUAGGAUGACAAUUCUUACUUUUUCUUAACAAUGAGGACAUAGAAGGUUAAAAGUACGUCCUCUUGUUUGUAUAUGAACUAAUAUUCACAUUGAUUUAUCUCACUAUACGCUCGCUCCUUUGCAGCAUUUUGUAAAA
Messenger RNA from Vigna unguiculata (cowpea), 2465 nucleotides. Its product is annotated as alkaline/neutral invertase A, mitochondrial-like. Gene Ontology annotation, molecular function: sucrose alpha-glucosidase activity; endo-alpha-N-acetylgalactosaminidase activity. Gene Ontology annotation, cellular component: mitochondrion. Gene Ontology annotation, biological process: sucrose catabolic process. Lineage: Eukaryota; Viridiplantae; Streptophyta; Magnoliopsida; Fabales; Fabaceae. The record is from RefSeq and is a predicted model, not a curated record.